AUGCCGUUCGAACGUCAAGCUAGAAAAUACGGAUGGAGCGCCAUGGAAAGAGUGGACAGGCUACAUGAGUGUUUGAGAGGAGCUGCAGUGCGGUAUGUCUGUUCAUUACCAGAACGUACAAGGGAAGAUUAUGUCCUCCUGGUCAAGCAACUCACUCAACGUUUUGGGAAAAAAGACCCCCCAACCACAAUAAGAAGAAAGAUAGGGGAGCUCCGGCAAGCACGAGAGACAUCAGCUGAGUUUGCAGAGGAGGUGCGAUGCCUUAUCACACUUGCUUAUCCAGGGGUGGAUCUCCAGCUGCAAGACCAACUAGCAACUGAUGCUUUCCUCAAGGGAUUACGAAACCAAAAGGUGGCUUAUGAAGUCAUGAAUCGUGACCCAGGCUCCUUCGUUGAGGCCCAAAAGUUUGUGGAGGCCCAUGAACAUAACUUCAAAGCCACCGUGGGCCGUGACACUGAAGUUAAGAACAGAGCAAGACGCAUCUCAUGGGUUGAUGAAGGAGACUUAUGUGAGGAUACUGCUACAAUGUCCCGCAGAGUCCAGACCCCCCAAGAAUGGCCCUACCAAAAGGAGCAUGUCUCGGAGUCCUCGUCGAAGUUCAUCCCGAACCCCCAUGUCAGUCAAAGUACAGUACCUCGCUAUACUAAUGACAGUGGUCCAUCGCUGCUGGUUGGGAGAAUAGCAACAGCCUUUGACAUUCCCGAACACCUCCAUGGCCUGGUCGCUGCUACAAGUGAGGCUCUCAAUGAGGAACAACAACAGCGGUUCAUUCAGCUACUGCUCACAUACCAAUCCGUCUUUGCCAAAAAUGACUCUGACCUUGGUUACAUGUCCGUUGUUACGCACAAGAUCGACACUGGAUUAUCUAGGCCUGUACGCCAGCCUGUGAGAAGAACUCCUCUGGGAUUUCAAGGUGAAGAGGAGGCACAUCUUAAAGCCAUGCUGGAAGAGGGUGUAAUCACACCAUCGGCAUCCGAAUGGGCCUCUCCAGUGGUCCUAGUACGCAAAAAGGACGGGGGAGUGAGGUGGUGUGUAGAUUAUCGCAGUCUGAACAGUCUAACCAUUAAAGACGCUUAUCCACUACCCCAGAUUGAAGAGUGCCUAGAUGUUAUUGGUGGAGCUACAAUGUUCUCUACCCUCGAUCUUCAGUCUGGUUACUGGCAGAUUGCAGUGGAUAGCAAGGAUCGUGAGAAGACGGCUUUCAUCACCAAAUGGAGCCUUUAUGAAUAUACCAGAAUGCCAUUUGGACUCUGUAACGCCCCGAGUACGUUUCAAAGAGCGAUGGAGCUCGUCCUCAGAGGGCUUCAGUGGGAAACCCUUCUCAUCUAUCUUGAUGACGUCAUUGUCAUUGGCAAUGGGGUGGACCAGAGCUUGGAUCGGCUUGAGCAGGUUUUCCAGAGGUUCCAGAGCUAUGGACUAAAACUAAAGCCAUCAAAAUGUCACCUGUUACAAGAAGAAGUUCUCGUCCUUGGACACAUUGUGAGUGGCAACGGAGUUGGACCAAAUCCUGCUCUUGUCAAAGAUGUACAGCAAUGGAACCCCCCCAACAACCUACAAGAGCUGCAGGCCUUCCUUGGGCUAUGUAACUAUUAUCGCAAGUUUGUCCCAAGUUUUGCAGAGCUGGCAAGCCCCCUCCAUAAUCUUCUCAAAAAGGGAACAGUGUUUCAAUGGACUGACGAGCACCAAGCUGCUUUUACUAUGCUCAAAGAAAAGCUGACCACCGCACCUGUGUUGGGGUAUCCCCGUACUGAAGGAAAGUUCAUUCUGGAUACAGACGCCUCAAACAACAGUGUCGGAGCAGUCCUGUCGCAGAUCCAGUGGGGAGAAGAGAGAGUUCUGACCUAUGCCAGUAGCCACCUGUCCCCAGCUCAACAAAGGUACUGCGUCACUCGUCGUGAAUUACUCGCUGUUGUUCGCUUCACACGCCAGUUCCGCCACUAUCUACUGGGCAGGAAGUUCCUACUACGGACCGACCAUGGCAGUCUCACCUGGCUUUUCCGUUUCAAGUGCCCUGAAGGACAGCUAGCUCGUUGGCUGGAAGAGUUGAGCCAAUAUGACUUCCACAUUGAGCAUCGGGCUGGUAAGCAGCAUGCUAAUGCAUAUGCCCUAUCAAGGCUGCCAAACAACAUGGACAAAUGUGACUGUUACCAGGCAGGGAUAAAUCUGUCAGAUCUGCCAUGCAAAGGGUGCAGGUACUGCUGGAAAGUUCAUGAACAGUGGGCCAAGUUCGAAGAAGAUGUGGAUGAUGUUGUGCCACUAGCAGUAAGGUGCAUUGAGCCCCAAGGCAACGCAAAUGUUGAUGGCACGCAGCCGGUUGAGAGUCAGCCAUCUGCACCUUUGCCAGAGACCCCCGAAGUCAACUGGCUUGAGUCCCUUAGUCCCGAGCAGCUGGCAACAUUGCAGAAAGCAGAUUCUGUUCUCGCUACUCUUCAUACAUGGAAGGAAACAGGGACACUCCCCACCAAAGAUGAAGUAAUGCUGGAGGGCCCUGCUGUGAUGGCCCACGUAUGGACACUGCUCAACCGCUGUCCAUACCCGAGCCAGAAGCCGCAACACAGUGUGUUAUCCUGA
Molecule: messenger RNA, 2571 nt
Organism: Knipowitschia caucasica
Lineage: Eukaryota; Metazoa; Chordata; Actinopteri; Gobiiformes; Gobiidae
Source: the annotation of a GenBank genome assembly